This is a messenger RNA of Chrysoperla carnea, 2034 nucleotides long. RefSeq lists its product as uncharacterized. The transcript has 2 exons. The record is from RefSeq and is a predicted model, not a curated record. Lineage: Eukaryota; Metazoa; Arthropoda; Insecta; Neuroptera; Chrysopidae. The coding region runs from base 28 to 2004 and encodes 658 amino acids.
UGGAAAAGUUGUAGCUUGAGAAUUUCUAUGAUGAAAUGCGUGGUAUUUUUAUUGGUAGCUUUUGGUAGUUUUAUUUCUAACAACUUUAUUAAUGCAUUUCAAUGGAAUAUAAUUAAUCCUCCAACGUAUCCUCAAAUGGCAAUCAACGCAAUGAUUAAUCUACCAUUAUCACCAAUAUCAUCUUUACAAAUAAAUGGUUCGUUACCAUUGUUAGCAAUUUUUCCAAUGCCAAUACAAUAUUUUCCAAUGCAACCAAUGGCACUUAAUCCAUAUGCAGCAUAUCCAAUCUAUCCAUGGUGGCCAAUAAAUCCUUCAUUUUCUGGUAAAGUAAAUGAGCCCACCACGCAAUCUACUCCAGCUCUCGAUACACAAUCUAUUCCAUCUCCAGUGGAGCCAAAUAAUUCUUCAAUUUCUAGUAAAGAAAUUCAUCCCACUACAGUCCCCACUACACCAUCUACAACUUCCACUUCAGAGCCAAAACCACUGCCACUUUUAAAUCCUGUAUCUACAGUUCUCGAUUAUGGAAAUAACCAGGAGCAAGAACCCUUCGGCUGGGAGGAUUCCAUUUCAGAACAAAAACUACAGCCGCUAUUAAAUCCUGGAUCUUCAGUUCUAAACAAUGGAAAUUACCAUGAGCAAGGCUCCUUUGGCUGGGAGGAUUCGCCUUCAGAACAAAAACCACAGCCACCUUUAAACUCUGGAUCUGCAAUUUUCAACGGUGGAAAUCACCAUGAGCAAGGACCCUUUGACUGGAAGGAUUCCACUUCAGAGCAAAAACCACAGCCUCAUUUAAAUCCUGGAUCUAUAGGUUUCAACGAUGGAAAUUUUCAUGAGCAAGGACCUUUUGGCUGGGAAGAUUCCACUUCAGAACAAAAACCACAGCAAGCUUUAAAUACUGGAUCUACAGGUUUCAACAAAGUCAUUCUCCAGGAGCAGAAAUACCUUUUGCAACCACCCUGGGAACAAUCCACUUUAGAAAUAAAACCACAGCAACCCUUAAAUCCUGGAUCCACAGGUUACAAUCAUGGAAAUUAUCCGGAGCAAAGACCUUUUAAUUGGGAGUAUUCCACCUCAGAGCAAAAACCACAGCUACCUUUAAACCCUGGAUUAUCACUUCACAACGAUGGAAAUUACCAUGCACAAGGAUUCUUUGGCUGGAAGAAUUCCACUACAGAGCAUAAACCACAGAAACCUUUAAAUCCUGGUCACAACAAUGUCAUUUACCAGGAGCAGGGAUACUUUCUGCGACCGCCUUGGGAACAUUCAACCUCAGAGCAAAAACCACAGCGGCCUAUGACUCCUGGAUUUACGGGUCACACCAAUGGAACUAACCAGGAACAAGGAUCUAUUCAACGACCGGCCUGGGGGUUUACUUUCUCAGAGGAAAAUCAACAGCGACCCUUAAAUCUUGAAUCUACAGGUCACAGCGAUGUUAUUAACCAGGAACACGGAUACUUUCUGCGACCGGCCUUGGAGUAUUCCACCUCAGACAUCAAACCUCAGCGACCUCUAAUUCCUGGAUCUACAGGUCACCACGAUGGAAAUUACCAGGAGCAAAGCCUAUUGCUGCGACCGCCCUGGAUGGAUUCUACCUCAGGAACAAAACCUCCGCGGCCUUUAAAUCCUGUAUCUGCAGGUCACAACGAUGUCAUUUACAAGGAGCAAGGAUUCUUUCUGGGAUCGCCCUGGGAGUAUUCCAUCUCAAAGUCAAAACCGCAAGAACCUUUAAAUCCUGUAUCUAAGGAUCACAAUAACGGAAAUCAUCAACAGCAAAGUCCCUUUCAGCGACCAUCCUGGGAGGGUUCCAUCUCAGAGCCAAAACCACAGAGUCCCUCAAAUCCAGGAACCACUGGUUACAACCAUGUAAACUACCAGGAGGAAGGACCUUUUGGCUGGGAGGAUUCCACUUCAGAGCAAAAACCACAGCAACCUUUAAAUUCUGGAUCUGCAGGUCCCAACGAUGCAAAUUACCAUGUGGAAGGGCCCUUUGGUUGGGAGGAAUAACCAAAUUGCUAAUUGGAAACCAAAGCGAAA